ACGAGGCUGUCUUGUUUUGAUUUGAAGAGACUCCAUAUUUGUGGCGGAUGGUUAACGUAGAUAUCGUUAAAUCGAGAUCCAUCGAGCCCAAAAGGAGUGUCUUAUAAGUCAUUUUAUCGUAUACCGAGGAAGUUUAUACAUUUUUCAAUCCUAACAUCCACAUAAGUGGCUUACUGUUUCCCAUAUUUUUAGUAAAUUUGACUUUCUUCGAACCGUGCCCAUCAACAAAAGAUGGCUUGCGGUGCUACUCUGAAAAGAUCUCUAGAAUUCGACCCGUUACACAGCCCAGGUCAAACCACACCAAAACGAAGAAGAUGUAUGCCCAUGACCCUGUCUCCAUCAACUCCUCCGACAAAACAACACCAACUUCAACCUUCGCCUUUUGGGGAAGUUGGACCAAAACUAAGUUCAGAGCAAAUUGCUACAAAUCUGAGUCAUGAAAUAAAGAGGAUGCAGAGAAGGAAACAGUUACAGUACCCAGGAUGCCCCAGCCCACCCAACAUGUCUCCCCCUCACGAGUCCUCCUCCCAGUCAUCGCUCCUGGACCUCCCCUCAGGGUCUUCAUCUACCUCGCUGUUCAAUGCCCUCUCCCCCAACAAAAAGGACAUUCCCAUCUUCACUUUCCGGCAGGUCAGCAUGAUCUGUGAGCGCAUGCUGAAGGAUCGGGAGGACCAAGUGCGACAGGAGUAUAACUCAGUACUCACAUGCAAACUAGCAGAACAAUAUGAAGCUUUCUUAAAGUUCAAUCACGACCAGAUUCACAGAAGGUUUGGUGAUACACCAGUAAGCUAUGUUUCUUAAAAGAGAGGAUUGGAUUGUUCCCAACUAUGUGUUCUGAUUGACUAUAACACUGUGGAAUGGAAGGAUUUAAAUUUGAUUAAGUAUUUGGACAAAAAUCUUAAAGGUUCACAAACUAUCUGAAAAACGCUUUAUGUGCUUUUUCCCAAUUUUCAUUUAAGUACAAGUCAUCAACAAAAAUACAUUACCUAAGAAAAACGAAACUAAAAAGACACUUUUGUGCUGUGUACAAGUGUAUUUGUGAAGUUUGCAAGUGAUUAUUUUUUAUGCUUCAAAUGGAAGUUAAAAGGAAACUCUGGUGCCAAUAUUUAUAUCCAAACAAUAUAUGUGACUCCUCUGCAUUUAAAUUUGAAGUGAAGAUGUGGAACUCUAUUGUUGGCUCAACUAUUCAAGUUACAUGUUAAUUCAUAAUGAAUACAUAUAUACAUUAUAUGUGAAAUAUAUUCCAAAACAUAUGUAAUAUUUAUUUGCAUGAGACAAGUUAUGUACAAAGUAUAUAUAUUAAAUUGAGUUUCAUGAUUUGAUAAAUAUAUUUAACUAAGACCAGAAAAUAAUUGUUUGUUUGGAAUUGCCUCCUGCCUCAUUGAAAUAUCCGCCUCUUUUAAAGAAAUUGACUAAAAAUAUAAAAUCUGAUUUUUGUAAAUUUUACCUUCAUUAAUUUGAUUCACGUAAUAAGCAUAAAAAUACGCAUAAAAUAUAAACAGAUACAAAGUUCUUGGGGGGGGGGGGGGGGGCUUUAUGUGAAAAUUUGUUUUCUGUGUAUUUGGACUUUUAGCAAGGGUUUCUAAAUGGGAGAAAUGUUCCACUCUGUAGAAAACAAUUCCAAACAAAUUUUUGAAGGAUUGUCUGAAAUUCUGCAUCUCACAAUAUUUUACAAAUCUGUGAGAAGAAAUAGCAUCAACAAACAUAGCCUAAUUUCGUAUUCAGUUAAAAACAUUUGAAAUGUAAAUAUAUGAAAUAUGUGAUUCUUUUUAUGGUACAUGCUUUGUCUGGUGACGAUAAUUUAUUAAUCAAAGAAAUACCUACUAGAUCAGCUGAAUCUGUGGGGGUAUUUUAUUUGGAUUUUUUUUUUUUGUUCCUUUUAUUAUUGCAUUCAUUUGCCUUCCUUCAGAGAAAGAGGUUUUCAUCCUUAGCAUGAUGUAUUGAUAUUUUAGUUCUGUGAGUUUUAACACAGGUAGUGUUUUAAGUUAUCUAAGUAGAUUAAUUUGUAAAUAAAAACUGUUGUGAAAAGCUGCUGUAAAUAAAAUUGUUGAAUAAAGUAAUAAUGAAUCAUA
Messenger RNA from Saccostrea cuccullata (small rock oyster), 2072 nucleotides. Its product is annotated as akirin-2-like. Gene Ontology annotation, biological process: positive regulation of transcription by RNA polymerase II; positive regulation of innate immune response. The coding region runs from base 232 to 801 and encodes 189 amino acids. Gene Ontology annotation, molecular function: transcription coregulator activity. The record is from RefSeq and is a predicted model, not a curated record. NCBI's taxonomy places the organism in Eukaryota, Metazoa, Mollusca, Bivalvia, Ostreida, Ostreidae. Gene Ontology annotation, cellular component: nucleus; chromatin. The transcript has 4 exons.